Colletotrichum fioriniae is the source of this 699-nucleotide messenger RNA. RefSeq lists its product as uncharacterized. NCBI's taxonomy places the organism in Eukaryota, Fungi, Ascomycota, Sordariomycetes, Glomerellales, Glomerellaceae. The record is from RefSeq and is a predicted model, not a curated record.
AUGACAGACCUGCAUACCCGCCAGUUCUCCCACAUUGGAGGCACCUCCACCGAUCUCCUCGACCGCCUCGCCGUCUCUGAGCUCUGCAAAGGCUGGCCGGUCUACCGCGACGCAAGCGAAUGGGCAAACUAUCGCUCCCUCUUCACCAAGGAUGCCUACGUCUGGACCACUUGGAGCGGCGCCCAGUCCAUCGACGACUUCAUCCGCAUUUCCGUUGCCGGCAAGUCAUCUGGUGCUUUCAUCAUGCAUCUUGAAUGCGGCACGCUCGUCGAGCUGAACCCAGGUACGGGCCGCGCCGUGGGGAAGAUGAAGGCCACCAUUACCCAGCGCUUCAAGCACCCCGACGGCUACAAGUACGACGUCGACUGCGACUGUCGGUUCCUAUUCUUCUACGAGAAGGCGAAGGAAGCACGAGGUUAUGGCCAGACCGAUUGGAAAGCUGCGUACGUCAAGCUUGUGUAUGAAAAGGACAAGAUUGUGCCUGUAGAUGGGAAGCAGGCCCCAGUCUUUGCGGACGAGGAUUUGGCCAAGUAUCCUGCGGGAUUCAAAUACCUCGGAGCCGCGCAAAGCACUUUGGGGUACGAGAUUGAUAUCAAGCUUGUCACGGGAGGGGAUGUGAGGGCUUGCAACAAGAUGUACCAGAGGAUGGAGAGGUGGCUAGAGGGGGGAAAUGGUUCUGUCGGUCUUUUCGAAACUUGA